Messenger RNA from Dendronephthya gigantea, 1272 nucleotides. Its product is annotated as SIN3-HDAC complex-associated factor-like. The coding region runs from base 71 to 760 and encodes 229 amino acids. The transcript has 3 exons. Gene Ontology annotation, biological process: negative regulation of cell migration. The record is from RefSeq and is a predicted model, not a curated record. NCBI's taxonomy places the organism in Eukaryota, Metazoa, Cnidaria, Anthozoa, Malacalcyonacea, Nephtheidae.
UGUCAAUGUUGGCAGGAUUUUUGAUACUGACACUACAUAACAUUUAAACAAAAAAGACAUCUUAUACAUAAUGUUUGGCUCGCACAAACCAAAGGUUUAUCGUUCUAGCAGUGGUUGUUGCAUUUGUGGGUCAAAAUCCUCUAGUUCGCGUUUUACUCCGACAGAAAAAUACGAAAAUCUGUUCACGGCUUGCUUCAACGUCGAGCAAGGUUCCCGAACGGGUCUGAUUUGUAAUGCUUGCGUUUUGCUCGUAAAACGUUGGCAAAAGUUACCUAAAGAAAACAAACGAUCAUGGAGCCAUGUUGUCGACGGAAAAUGCAAAUCUCGAAGGGGCUCGAGACGUUCAACAUCAACAGACGAGAGAACCACCGCAGAAAAAUCGGACGAAAAAAUGCCCAACACAGCUAUAGCACCCAAUGACAACGAUCAAAAAGGCAAGGGAACAAGUCAUCGUUUCAGUGAUUCCAGUACACCGCCUUCGUGCAGUCCAUCACCAAGCGAGAUAUCAGAUUCUGCCAUCGCUGACAAUGGUCGAACAUCCACCGCUUGUCAAACAUCUUUUGUUUUCCCUCAAUUAAUGGAGAAUGAAAUGAAAUUUCCAUAUAUUAAUCUGUCUGGUUGGAGAAGAGAGGAAGUGUGUUGUGGAACUAUAUUUAAAGGCCCAAAUGGCGAGGUGCUGGUUGAUCCAAAACUGCUCAAGCCUUAUUGUUACUGCGCCCGAGGACAAAGUCUUGUGAAACAAAACUCGCUGGAAAAUUAGGCCUGAAAGUAUAUUGUGUGCCGUUUGCAUACAUUUAAAAACCACGCUAUUCAGCACAUUGAUUGAUUGAAACAACAAAAUUAGCCAUCUCGACUAGUAUUUCCGGGUGUUUUACCGAAAUACCAUUUGUACAGAAAAUGAUUCAACAAAUCACAAAUCGUGUGGAUUAUUUCAGCUAACUCGCAAGAAUUGGUGAACCUCGUUCGUCGAUUUUGACUCCACUCACGCAGGAAUAUCCUGUUUUCCAGUGGUUCCGUUGAACAGGUUCCUUCCUUUUGGCUCAUUUAGACACUUCGAUGUUGUUGAGAGAUAAAAGAGGAUAGCCUUCUUCUCUUUGUCAUUUCAACAGUCUACCAGACACAGCAUGGUUUUCUUAGCUCAUCAGUUAUACUUCAGAAGUAGAUUGCGUCUUGGUUUUCUUCGUCUAAUUUGUACACACAAAUUUCCAUGUCGUUGUCUGAUUUAUACGUCACCUAUUCGUAUUCUCUUUCAGUAGGGAUGGUUUACUCGAG